GUCCUGGGCGCCGCGGGAGUUUGCACCGUGAUGCUGCCUCACCUGUUCCGCGCGUGGAAGCAGCAGGCGGGCAGUUUUGCAAGCUGACAGGAGUCGCGGGAACACACACUGCCCACACCCCAGGCAGAAGGGAUGGGUUUGUGCGCUCAGGUCCGCCUGCCGGGUCGGGAUGAACUCGCGGGUGGAGGUCCAGGGAGGCGCCCUCUGAAACAGAGCUCUUUCUUUGGUGGAGAACAAAACCUGGGUUUUAAAAUGGAAAAUUUUGAUGCAUCACUUAGUACCUAUUUCAAGGCAUGGCUAGGCCCCCGAGAUACCCGAGUGAAAGGAUGGUUUCUUCUGGACAAUUACAUACCUACUUUUAUCUGCUCCCUCAUAUAUUUACUAAUUGUGUGGCUGGGACCAAAAUACAUGAAGAACAGGCAGCCCUUCUCCUGCCGAGGAAUUUUAGUGGUGUAUAACCUUGGCCUCACGCUGCUGUCUCUCUACAUGUUCUGUGAGUUAGUGACAGGAGUGUGGGAAGGCAAGUACAACUUCUUCUGUCAGGGCACGCGCAGCGCGGGAGAAGCGGAUAUGAAGAUUAUCCGUGUCCUCUGGUGGUACUACUUCUCCAAACUUAUAGAGUUCAUGGACACCUUCUUCUUCAUCCUGCGUAAGAACAACCAUCAGGUCACGGUGCUGCACGUCUACCACCAUGCCUCCAUGCUGAACAUCUGGUGGUUUGUGAUGAACUGGGUCCCCUGUGGCCACUCUUAUUUUGGUGCCACACUUAACAGCUUCAUCCACGUCCUCAUGUACUCCUACUAUGGUCUGUCUUCUGUCCCUUCCAUGCGUCCAUACCUCUGGUGGAAGAAGUACAUCACUCAGGGGCAGCUGCUGCAGUUUGUGCUGACCAUCGUGCAGACCAGCUGCGGCGUCGUCUGGCCGUGUUCCUUCCCUCUCGGUUGGUUAUACUUCCAAAUUGGAUACAUGAUUUCUCUGAUUAUUCUCUUCACAAACUUCUACAUCCAGACUUACAAUAAGAAGGGGGCCUCCCGGAGGAAAGAACGCCUGAGGGACCACCAGAACGGCUCCGUGACUGCCGCGAACGGACACACCAACAGCUUUUCCUCCCUGGGAAACAGCACGAAGCCGAGGAAGCAGCGGAAGGAUUGAGGUCGAAGAGCAACCUCCAAACCGUGUCGCCUGAUUGUAAGCACAGUACAAGUUGUGCCCGAUACGCGUUAGCAGCUGCUGUACCUAGUCUGGCCUACAACAGUGUGGUUCACGUAGGGUCUCUUUCAUCAGUUCAAAACCCCUAGAAAAUGUAUGCCGAUUAGACAAGUAGGUGUAAGAUUCUCCACAUUUCUGGGCUCUCACCAGCCCCUGCACUACCGUGCAGAGGGCGUGUUCUUGUAGUAUAUACAACACUGCUGUUGCCUUAUUAGUUUUAACAUGAUAGGUGCUGAAUUGUGAUUCACAAUAUACAAACACUGUAAUCCAAACUUUUUUUUUUACUGUAGAUCAUGCAUGUGAUUGUAAAUUUAUACAAUGUUACAGUAGAGAAACACACAUGCCUUAAAAUUUAAAAAAGCAGGGCCCAAAGCUUCUUAGUUUAAAUUAGGGUAUAUUUCAAUGUUUUAUUUGUUUCCAAAAGCUCUGAUUAGAAAAAUGAAAGACCAUGAUUUUUGAAACUAGCGUGUGACACAUAAUUUCAGGUGACUUGUACAUGUGAAACCAGAAAUGGCACCUUCGGUUUUGUAAUAUUGGCUUUAAAUCAGGCAGGCUCCAAUCUAGUGGAACAGUCAGUUUAACUUUUUAACAGAUAUUAUUUUUUUAUUUUGAGUGCCACUAUUAAUAAUGUAAAAAGGAGGGGUGGGGGGGCUCUAAAGUGGUCUUGAAACUUAAAUAUAUAUUCUUUAUCUUCAAGAUGGUAGGAAGUGUGUAGGAUGAGUAGGCCAUUUUUAAUUUCUGAAGCACUAAGUGUUUUUAUACGGGAACAAAGCCCAUUUUGCUCUCCACGCCUGAGCGAGAGGAGACACAGUUUCCUCCUUCCCUCCGAGAGGGAGGACCGUCUCCUGUCGGACGGAGCGCCAGGGUGAGCAGUGGUUGCGGGGGCCAAAUGUGGAAUGAUUUCUGUACUGCUAUCUGUUUGGACGCAGACUUCCUUUUAAAAUGUGCCUAGCUUACCAAAAUCAGUAAAGAAGGAAAAAGAACCUUCCUUUAAAAAAAUUAAGGUAAAAUUAAACAGAUAGCGACAGCAUAAGAGAACUGGGAAAUUGGAUAGAGAUUAUUUGUGUAAUGUAAAUCUAAUAGCACCUGUACUUUCUUCCGCUUAGAAUAUAAAAAUUUGUUUAGAAUCGCUUGGUUAAAAAUAGUAGACUACUUAUGAAAUCAUGUCUCACCCCCGUGAGGUAGUGGUCAGAUCGACAAGGACUAAUGUGCGUGUCAUUUCGGGGUGUCAGAAUUUAGUCUCUAAAUACCUUCUCCCCUGGGGGAGGAAAUAUUCGUCGAACCACUCGUGACACAUCUUAGAAAGUCAUUGACAAUGUAUAAACUAAUCUGUUGGUUUGGUAUUUAUGUAAAUAUCAUGCUUUGAUUUUGCACAUUCACAUUAUAGGGAGCCAGUUGGUUCUCUUACUAGUCUUGUGGGUUUUCUGUUUGGAAGGAGUCGCAGCAUCUGUUUACAUUUACCUUAUCAAAUCUAGAAUGUGUAUAUUUGUAAAUGUAUGUCUUCCUAGGUACUGGUUUGUGAAAGUCUUUACAUAUUUCAAUACAGAAACUAAACAUUCAAUAGUGUGCUGUCAAAGUGUGCUUUAGCUCAUCUGGAUAUACCCACACUGUCAAGUAAUGUCCAAAAAUUAAUCAUUAAAACAUUUUUGAUUA
Artibeus jamaicensis (Jamaican fruit-eating bat) is the source of this 2862-nucleotide messenger RNA. RefSeq names its product ELOVL fatty acid elongase 5 (gene ELOVL5). The record is from RefSeq and is a predicted model, not a curated record. The transcript is spliced from 8 exons. Gene Ontology annotation, molecular function: fatty acid elongase activity. Gene Ontology annotation, biological process: very long-chain fatty acid biosynthetic process; fatty acid elongation, monounsaturated fatty acid; fatty acid elongation, saturated fatty acid. Bases 133 to 1152 code for a protein of 339 amino acids. Gene Ontology annotation, cellular component: endoplasmic reticulum membrane; endoplasmic reticulum. Lineage: Eukaryota; Metazoa; Chordata; Mammalia; Chiroptera; Phyllostomidae.